Copidosoma floridanum is the source of this 773-nucleotide messenger RNA. RefSeq lists its product as uncharacterized. The record is from RefSeq and is a predicted model, not a curated record. NCBI's taxonomy places the organism in Eukaryota, Metazoa, Arthropoda, Insecta, Hymenoptera, Encyrtidae.
CCGAGGAUGUCCGCGACAAGCGCACCGUAGUACCUACUUACAAAUCGAUAAGUGUUCCCUUUGUGAUUAUUUGUUUUUUUUCUUCUUCUUCUGCCGGAGGUCGUCCCUUUCAGUUUCUCCCAAUACAGCAGGUGGAUAAUGCAAAAGGACCCGAGUGUGGAGUCGUUGGCGUGCGACGUGAAUUUGGUGUUGAGCGCGGCCGAGGAUUUGGACGACGUGACUGAAAUCGACCUCGCACUUCUCGAGAGGUACACCGAGGCUCUGGACAAGGGCUCGAGGGAAGCGAUGCUGGACGUCCUUCACGACACCAAAGUCCGGAUUGUCGGCAGUUUGGUUCAGGCCCACAAGGGAUUUCGAACUUACGUGCGCCAGCCGUGUCCGGAAACCAAAGCCUAAGGGUGUUAAUGAGUGCCCGAUGUGUGUGUUUUUUUUUAAAUUUUUUGUACGCAUAUUACACCUACUGCCUUUUUUCCAUGCGGGUAUACGUUUAACGUACGCGUGUGUCGUGGAUUUAUCUUAAACUGUAAAAAAUUAAUUAUUGUACCAAAAAGUACCUAUGCAAAAUAAUACGAGCUGGUUGUUCCACGUGUAAGUACAAGUGUAAAUAGUGCUACUGACUCACGCGUGUUUUUUUUUUUUUCUCACAUUCGUGUGUGUCCUUUUUUUCUUUAAUUUAUUCGAUAAUGGAGGUUUACAGUUCAAGUGUACUUCCAUUUUUGCAGUGCUAAUCAGUUCUAAUCAUUACUUAAGUUAUUUUAUACUUAAUAAAAAAA